Messenger RNA from Sorghum bicolor (sorghum), 4535 nucleotides. RefSeq names its product ABC transporter G family member 50. Gene Ontology annotation, cellular component: membrane. The transcript is spliced from 19 exons. The record is from RefSeq and is a predicted model, not a curated record. Bases 129 to 3413 code for a protein of 1094 amino acids. Lineage: Eukaryota; Viridiplantae; Streptophyta; Magnoliopsida; Poales; Poaceae. Gene Ontology annotation, molecular function: ABC-type transporter activity; ATP binding; ATP hydrolysis activity.
AUAUGCCCAUCCCGAGAUGCCACACUUGCAUCAUUGAACUAGCUAGCUACAACCCAGGGUACCUCGAGGCAGUACAAGUACAUGUACAUGCCCCAUCUCGUGACCAACUUCGGCGCCUACAAAUGUAGAUGGCCCCCAAGGAGAUUGGACUGGAGAUGGCAGCAGAAGAGCACAGGAAUGGAUCUUCUGCUGAUAAUGCUGGAGAGGCGCGCCACAGUGUGUUGCUUCAGAGCAGCAAGGCAGGCGCUCUCAAGAGGCGAGAAUUUGUCGACAAUCUUCUCAAGUGCGUCGAGGAUGACAACCUUGGUUUCCUCAAGAGACAAAAGGAAAGAAUUGAGAGGGUUGGUGUGAAGCUGCCGGCAAUAGAGGUGACAUAUGAAAAUCUCUGCGUGGAAGCAGAAAGCGGAUACUCCGGUGGGAAUCAACUACCAACCCUGUGGAACAGCACCAAGGGUUUUUUCUGGGGUUUCAUCAUGUUGCUCGGGCUAAAGUCUGACAAAAUGAAGACAAAAAUUCUAAAAGAUGUAAGCGGAAUCAUUAAACCCUGCAGAUUGACUCUUCUACUAGGACCCCCAGGAUGCGGUAAGAGCACACUGUUACGAGCUCUUGCUGGCCAACACGAUAAAUCUCUGAAGGUUACAGGGGCUAUUUCUUACAAUAGUUACCGACUUGAUGAAUUUGUACCUGAGAAAACAGCUGUUUAUAUUAGCCAAUAUGAUUUGCACAUACCUGAUAUGACAGUAAGGGAAACUUUAGAUUUCUCUGCCCGGUGCCAAGGUGUUGGAAAUAGAGCUGAAAUACUCGAGGAGGUGAGCAAAAGGGAGAAGGUGACUGGGAUAAUACCCGAUCAUGACAUAGAUCUAUACAUGAAGGCAACCGCAGUUGCAGCUUCAGAGAAAAGCCUACAAACAGACUACAUUUUGAAGAUCAUGGGACUAGACAUAUGUGCAGACACUAUGGUUGGGGAUGCAAUGAAAAGAGGAAUCUCAGGGGGUCAAAAGAGAAGACUAACAACAGCGGAGAUGAUUGUCGGACCAGUGAAAGCUUUUUUCAUGGAUGAAAUAUCCAAUGGCUUGGAUAGCUCUACUACUUUCCGAAUAAUCAAGUGCUUUCAGCAAAUGGCAAACAUCAAUGAAUGCACCAUGCUUAUUUCACUUCUUCAACCAACUCCCGAGGUAUUUGAUCUAUUUGAUGACCUGAUAUUGAUGGCAGAAGGAAAGAUUAUCUACCAUGGCCCUCAAAACGAAGCUCGCAAUUUUUUUGAGGAAUGUGGCUUCAGAUGCCCAGAGAGAAAAGGGAUGGCUGACUUUCUCCAGGAGGUAUUGUCCAUAAAAGACCAAAGGCAAUACUGGUCUGGUACAGAUGAAUCUUACAGAUACAUUUCUUCUGAUCAAUUAUCAAACAUGUUCAGAAAAUAUCAGAAACAGAGAAAUUUUGAAGAGCCUAAUGUACCUCAGAAAAGCAAGUUGGGCAAGGAAUCUUUAUCAUUCAAAAAGUAUUCACUACCCAAACUGGAACUGUUCAAAGCAUGUGGAGCAAGGGAAACACUCCUGAUCAAAAGGAGUAUGUUUGUUUAUGCCUUCAAAACUGCACAGCUUUCUAUAGUUGCAGUCAUUACAAUGUCUGUAUUCUUCCAAACUCGUAUGACAACAGAUUUAACUCAUGCAAAUUACUAUAUGGGAGCAUUAUAUUUUUCCAUCUUCAUCAUUAUGCUAAAUGGCAUACCAGAGAUGAGCAUGCAAAUUGCAAGACUACCAAGUUUUUACAAGCAAAAAAGUUAUCAUUUUUAUCCUUCAUGGGCAUAUGCAAUACCUGCAUCAAUUUUGAAGGUCCCUGUCUCCUUGUUAUGCUCGCUUGUAUGGAUAUGCAUCACUUAUUAUGGUAUUGGUUAUACAGCUACAACUUCCAGGUUCUUCUGCCAGUUACUGAUACUUUCUCUUCUCCAUCAAUCAGUAAUGGCGUUCUAUCGAUUUGUCGCUUCUUAUGCUCAAACACAUAUUUUGUGUUUCUUCUAUGCAUUUAUUUCCCUAUUAAUCUUCCUAGUGUUUGGAGGCUGCAUUCUUCCCAAAUGUAAGACAACUAUCAUCAUAGAAGACACAUUUGCAGAGCAUCUACAUCACUUAACACUUGUUAUAUACUACCUUCAUGUUCCAGCCUCUAUACCAGGAUGGUUAAGGUGGGGAUUUUGGACAUCUCCAUUGACCUAUGCAGAAAUCAGCAUAUGCAUAAAUGAAUUCCUUGCACCAAGAUGGCAAAAGGAAACCAUGCAGAAUAAAACAAUAGGGAACCAAAUAUUGAUAAAUCAUGGCCUCUACUACAGUUGGAAUUUUUAUUGGAUAUCUGUUGGAGCCCUACUUGGAUUCAUCAUUUUGUUCUACAUGGCUUUUGGACUAGCACUAGCUUAUAGAAGGCCUAUAGAAGCAUAUUAUGGAAGCAUGACUAGAAAGUGCUUUUCUAAAAGACAGGAAGAGACUGAUAUCCAAAAAGAAUAUGAUGAUCAUGCAAACAUGACUCAAAAAGAAAAGAUGGCUAUGUCUACUAAGCAACUUGCGCUUACGUUCCACAAUCUGAACUACUAUGUUGACACACCACCGGAAAUGCUAAAACUAGGCUACCCAGCUAGAAGACUUCAAUUACUAAACAGCAUCACUGGUGCAUUCUGUCCAGGUGUUCUUUCUGCAUUAAUGGGUGCUAGUGGAGCUGGGAAGACAACUCUACUAGAUGUAUUGGCAGGAAGGAAAACUGGAGGAUAUAUUGAAGGAGACAUAAGAAUAGGUGGAUAUCCCAAGGUUCAAGAAACAUUUGUCAGAAUCUUAGGUUAUUGCGAGCAAGCGGACACACAUUCUCCACAACUUACAGUUGCAGAAUCUGUAGCAUAUUCAGCUUGGCUUCGCCUGCCUUCGCAGCAUAAUGAAAAAACAAGAUCUGAAUUUGUGGAUGAAGUCCUCAAAACUGUUGAGUUAGAUCAAAUAAAAGAUUCUUUAGUCGGGAGGCCAGGAAUAAAUGGAUUGUCCUUGGAGCAGAGGAAAAGGUUAACAGUUGCUGUCGAACUUGUCUCAAACCCAUCAGUCAUACUAAUGGAUGAACCAACUACAGGAUUAGAUGCUAGAUCAGCUGCAACUGUUAUACGUGCAGUGAAAAAUAUUUCUGAAACAGGAAGGACAGUUGUGUGUACAAUCCAUCAGCCUAGCACUGACAUUUUCGAGGCAUUUGAUGAGCUUAUAUUGAUGAAAAAUGGUGGGAAAAUAAUCUACAAUGGGCCAAUAGGAGAGCAAUCUUGCAAAGUGAUUGAGUACUUUGAGUCACGCCACGCAUGCACGCACCAACAAGUACUUCAUAGGCAUAUUGGUGACCUGAGGCAACCCCAGCAGCUGUGGCAUCAACAGCGCUUGCCGCUUGCAACUUGCCGCUAGACAGCCUUGCAUGAGAGGAGCUCAGGCUAGGGACUCCAGAUCCAGGUGGUGGCCAGUGGACGGAUGGUAGGUGAGACCACGCACGGAAGUCAGUGAUGCAGUGUGGAAAGCCAAUGGCAUCGCUGUCGUAUUGCUGGCCCUUGAGUUGAUGUGGCGUGCGCCGUGGACGUGUGAUGUUCUCUUGGCUGGCAGUGCUGCGAUGGCACACCAUGUUAGGUCGCUGUUUGUGUUUGGGUCAUGUAACAUAAUUGUUUUGGUCAUGGGAGGGAGGUAUCGCAUUGGUCGUUGAGUUCAUCAUUCAUAUGAGGUUGUUGUUUGUUGUGGUCCUGUGUUAGGUCAGUGUGUUGUUGUGCAAGCUGGGGUGGGCAUUCAGGUUUCCCAAAAAAGUUUGAGUCUGUUAAUUCGGGUUCUGAAAUUGAUACCCAAAAUUUGCCUACCCGACAUUUGGGAAUCUGAAAUUUCGAGUUCAUGUAUUUCCGAACUACCUGAAAUCAGCAAAAUGAAAUGCAUAGCAACAAAACUAUAGCACUAAGUUUAAGCAAUAAUGCAAUAGAAACUAAUGAGCUUUAGGAGCGUUUUAGAAUAGAAAACAUGAGCAUCAUAUCAUAUAUAUCAGUAGAUCCCAAUUGCAUCACAAAUUGACAGUACCAAACAGCACAAUCAAUCACAAAUACCAAAUAGCAUAUUUCCACAGUUUCAGGUAAAUCUGGUACCGGGCCCUAAACCCAAAUUACCCAAACUAAAAUCGAGUUUCUGGGCUUAUACUAUCUGAAAUAGCAAUGUAUUUCAGGGUCGGAUUCAGGUAUUGGGUCUCAGGUUUUAAUGUUGUAUGGGCACCCCUACGUGCAAGGUAGCCGCUGUUGUGAUUGUUUGAGGUCAUUGUAGCACUCAGCUAUUUGUCCAAUUGGCCUUUCCUCUCUUAUAGUCCAAUGGCAGCACACAUCUUCCAUAUUGUUUUGAGGGAAAAAAUAUAUGGAAUUUGGAAAAAUCAUAUCAUUAUGAAAAUCCACACCAAAAAAUAAUGAAGAGGACUUAAACUGGAUAGUGGGUGUGUGCAGACUGUACAUCCACGUAUACCACCAAUCAGGCCAGGCUAGUUCCAUUGAACUAACAAAUUCUGCU